Racocetra persica is the source of this 122-nucleotide messenger RNA. The record is from the annotation of a GenBank genome assembly. NCBI's taxonomy places the organism in Eukaryota, Fungi, Glomeromycota, Glomeromycetes, Diversisporales, Gigasporaceae.
CUCUAGCCAUGAGCUUAAAAAAAGAUCUCAUCAUGCAAAGACUCAUACUUCAAGAGGAAAAAAGAUCUAUCUAGAACUAGUUCUUAAAGAUAAAGAAAAAGUACAAUACUAUGCAGCUAAAG